Messenger RNA from Fundulus heteroclitus (mummichog), 1309 nucleotides. Its product is annotated as dynamin-3-like. Gene Ontology annotation, molecular function: GTPase activity; microtubule binding; GTP binding. The record is from RefSeq and is a predicted model, not a curated record. Lineage: Eukaryota; Metazoa; Chordata; Actinopteri; Cyprinodontiformes; Fundulidae. Gene Ontology annotation, cellular component: membrane; cytoplasm; microtubule. The coding region runs from base 219 to 986 and encodes 255 amino acids. The transcript is spliced from 7 exons.
GGUUCAGGGGAGCACUCAGAGAGGGAAGACCUAAAUGUAGUGUCAAAUCUCGUUCCACACGUUUCCACAUCUUUACUCACAGAGCAUCCAGGACUGUUAGCAGAUCCUCUGAGAACCCAACUCUAUGGAUGCCAUCAUUUUCUUUACAACACCCAUGGCUGUCCCUAUGACUAGUGUUUCUGGAAGGCCUCUCCUCCAAGGAAAAGGAGAAGAAGUACAUGCUUCCCCUGGACAACUUAAGGCUCAGAGAUGUGGAAAAGGGCUUCAUGUCCAGCAAGUUUGUUUUUGCUAUCUUCAACACGGAGUUAAGAAACGUGUACAAGGACUACAAAUGCUUGGAGCUGGCGUGUAACUCCCAGGAGGAGCUGGACAGCUGGAAGGCAUCUCUGCUGCGGGCCGGAGUCUACCCCGACAAAAUCGCCGUAGAUGGGCAGCAAAGUUCAGACCCUCAGCUGGAGCGGCAGGUGGAGACUAUCCGUAACCUGGUGGACUCCUACAUGAGCAUCAUCUAUAAGACCAUGAGGGAUUUGAUGCCAAAGACCAUCAUGCACCUCAUGAUCAAUAGUGUGAAGGAGUUCAUUAGCUCGGAGCUGCUGGCGCAGCUCUACGCUCUGGGGGAAUGCUCAACUCUGAUGGAUGAGUCACCGCAGCAGAAGCAGCACCGCGAGGAAGUGCUCCGCAAACACUCUGCCCUGAAGGAGGCGCUCACCGUCAUCGGGGAGAUCUCCACCUCCACCUUCACCACCCCGCUGCCUCCCCCCGUCGACUCUUCCUGGAUACAUCACCUGAGCUCAAGGCAUCGUAAAGACUCAGCAGCGACCGCCGGCAGGCCAGCGAUUCGAGCCCAUGCUCCGCCGGCUCCUCGCCUAGCUCCCGCCGGACCCAACUCUUCCUCCGAUGGUCUUCAGCAGCUCACCGGACAACAUAACCGCGUCGCAGCCAGCGUGCCAAGGAGGCAACCCCCAGCGAUCCCAGGUGUGAAAUAGGUCUGCCCCACAGAGCUCUCCUCUGUCCCUCGGCUCCUGUGACCACUGCCGAGAAGCGCCGGUGUCCUGCGUGAUGUAGAAUCCAGCUGAAGCCCUUUCCUGGGCUUCUCCACUUCUCCGCUGGGAACUGAUGUCUGCAAAAUUCACUCCGGCCUGAGCCUGUUUUGUAUAUAAUAUGUCUGGCUGUUAAAAGCUGGAAUGUGCGUGGCUGUCUGCUGAUAUUUCUCAAGUGCCUGAACUAUGUAUUAUAUUAAAAAAUAUGCCUGAAAGUAUUCAACUACAGAAAAAUGCAAAUGUAUUUUCGGCUCUAUCGUUUGUGAAUA